CAUCAUUAUUUUCACUAAAAUGCCCACACACUAUCUAUCUCCCUCCGAAAAUCCUUACACAUCUAUAUCCAUUUUCAGGCAGUGUAAGUUGGAUUUUCUAUUUUCUUCACCAUCAGAAUGGCAUCAUACAAUGCUCAUCUAACACUCAUGAUGAUCAUCAUCAUCAUUGCUUUCAUGCCCUCACCUCUUCUUUCAUCAUAUUCACAACAACCUAUUCCCAAAGUUCCCACACUCUCAUCUUCACCAGCAACAUUAACAGACCCUCCUCCAUCUCCACAUCUAUCUUCACUCUCUCCUUUCCAAGAGUUGUCCCCAGACAUUGCUCCACUGUUGCCUUCUCCUGGUGGUGUGUUGCCAACUCCUGCUGCUGGCUCUGACAUUCCCACUAUUCCUUCCAAUCCAAGCCCUCCAAACCCAGAUGACAUUAUUGCUCCAGGACCUCUUUCUGCUUUCUCACCAUUUGGAUCGCCACUUUCUUCCAAUGCCCCUACAACAAGUCUAGUUGCUAGCAUAGCCACUGCUUUUUUUGCUGGUUUAGCAGUAUGCUGGUGUUUGCACUGUAUGAGACUAUGAGUGGUUUUUCUUAUUUGGGAUGUGGCAGAUUCCAAUUAUUAUAGGCUAGAUUCUCUUUUAUUGUAUGCUAAUUUUUCAUUCUUACCUUAUAGUAUAUGAUAAUAAUAUAAUAAUAAAAAUCCAUCUUUCUUUCUUGGUUGGUUUGAGAA
This is a messenger RNA of Glycine soja, 722 nucleotides long. RefSeq names its product classical arabinogalactan protein 26-like. NCBI's taxonomy places the organism in Eukaryota, Viridiplantae, Streptophyta, Magnoliopsida, Fabales, Fabaceae. The record is from RefSeq and is a predicted model, not a curated record. The transcript has a single exon. The coding region runs from base 118 to 573 and encodes 151 amino acids.